UUCUCUGUUUAAGCUGAGACACAACCUUCUCUUUCUUCUUCUCUCUUCUUUUGCCUCUUGGUCUUCUUUUCGAUGCCGCAGGUCUGCCUUGUCCCAAACACUUGUUCAAGUGCUUGCUUUGAUCCAGAUUAAUUUUCUAGCACUUCAGCAUUUGAGCAGAUCUUGAGUUUCCAGCAGGAGCAAGAAGAAAGAAAAUGGUCGUGGCAGAAGGGGAAGUGGGCUCGUCAAUAGAGUCUGACAAACAACCCAAAACCAAACAAUGUCAUCUCUGGGGGGGCAAUCUUCAAUAUAUGCUCUCACACUUGACGAGUUCCAACACAAGCUAUGCGAAGAGGGCAAGAAUUUUGGGUCCAUGAACAUGGACGAGUUUCUCAGUAGCAUCUGGAACGUGGAAGAAAACCAAACCAUCGACAACAAGUCUGUUGAUAAAGGCACAAGAAAGCAGCCGAGCCUGUCUCGCCAGGGCUCUCUCACCAUUCCCGCUCCGCUCUCCGGAAAAACAGUGGACCAAGUUUGGUCUGAGAUACACAGCCAGAGUACCAACAACAACAACAAUGGCGAUGCCAGCAACAAUGUUCGGAAUUCCAAGUCUACCACACGCCAGCCCACUUACGGGGAGAUGACUCUGGAGGAUUUCUUGAUCAAAGCAGGGGUAAUUCGGGAACCAUAUCCUAUGCCUGCUCAGUACGGGCUGUACCCGAAUAACAAACCGGCAAUGGGGCCGACUUUGAUGGGAUGCGCCGGAAAUGUCGAGAGGGAUGCUUCUGGGUAUCCUCCUCCCAGGGUUUGCUAUAGAGGCGGUGGGUACGUCCCGGCGCCGGUGAGCCCUGUGUCAUCAUCGGAUGGGAUGGCAGCGAGGGAGAACACAGGCGGGAUGGAGAUGGGACUGUUGAGAGGAAGAAAGAGGAUAAUAAAUGGGCCAGUGGAGAAGUUAGUGGAGAGAAGACAGAGAAGGAUGAUUAAGAACAGAGAGUCAGCAGCGAGGUCCAGGGCCAGAAAACAGGCAUACACCGUUGAAUUAGAAGCAGAACUGAGCCAAUUGAGAAAGGAGAAUGCCCAGCUGAAACUGACUCUGGUAAUUUUGAAGGAUCGUUACAAAUGUUCUUCUUUGUUUCUGGUGACUGCAAGCACCAACUGA
Messenger RNA from Neltuma alba, 1138 nucleotides. Its product is annotated as protein ABSCISIC ACID-INSENSITIVE 5. Gene Ontology annotation, molecular function: DNA-binding transcription factor activity. Gene Ontology annotation, cellular component: nucleus. The transcript is spliced from 3 exons. Lineage: Eukaryota; Viridiplantae; Streptophyta; Magnoliopsida; Fabales; Fabaceae. The record is from RefSeq and is a predicted model, not a curated record. Gene Ontology annotation, biological process: positive regulation of DNA-templated transcription. Bases 260 to 1138 code for a protein of 292 amino acids.